Messenger RNA from Coccinella septempunctata (seven-spotted ladybird), 1082 nucleotides. RefSeq names its product ADP-ribosylation factor-like protein 6-interacting protein 1 (gene Arl6IP1). Lineage: Eukaryota; Metazoa; Arthropoda; Insecta; Coleoptera; Coccinellidae. The coding region runs from base 266 to 931 and encodes 221 amino acids. The transcript is spliced from 6 exons. The record is from RefSeq and is a predicted model, not a curated record.
GUGCACUCAUGUAGUCAUAGAAUUUUGAAUGUUUGUAUUUUGAUUUUCUGUGGUUUAGACUAUCAUUUCAAAUUAUUUAAUUAUUUUAAACAAUUCAAAUACAAGAUCUGAAGAAAUCAGUGUUUCUACAAUCAAGAGGGAACACAUCACAAACGAAAAUUUGGAACUUCAGCGAUCAAGGAACAGCAAAUAAUCCCACAAAUUUUUUCUUCAAAUUCUCUCGUGUCAAUAGUCAAAAAAUAAUUCUUAUUUAAAAACUACCAAAAUGUCUCUAAAAAAAGUUGUUGAGAAUGAGAAAAAUGAAACAUCCUCUUUAUGUCCUAGUCCUAUCUAUCCCGAAUCCUUGGAAUUAAAAUUGCAAGAAGUUAAGAAUAAGUUGGAAAAUUGGAAAGAAAUCAUAAUACCGCUUUAUAAAAUUUUGAUUUGGGAAAAACAAUGGCAUCCUUUUGCUAUAGCUGGAGUUACUACCUCGAUAUUCUUGUUUAUAUGGCUGUCAGAUAUGAGUGUUUUAACCAUAUUUUCUCUGCUUGGCCUAAUUAUAACUGUGUCUGAUUAUUUGGUACCAAUUAUUGUGUCAUCUCUUAUGAAGCCUGAUUCGUGGACACCUCAGAAAGAAGCUCUUUUAGAUACCCUUUGUGGAGAGAUUUUGAUCAUUAAAAUGAAAAUUGAACUUGAUUGCUCAACAUACUGUAAACUCAGAGAAAGUCAUCCGAAAAUGUAUGUUACUUUGACUGCGUUUGCACUUGGCAUGUUAGCCUGGUUUGGAAACAUCUUCAACAACUUGCUGAUAGCAUACCUAUUGGUUACAUCGAUACUUCUGUUACCCGGAGCUGAACGCACUAAAGUUUACAGUCAUAUUCACGAAAUUCAAAACAGAAUUUUCAAAGAAUAUGUUAAUCCGAGGUUUCAGGCAACGAAGAAAGAGGAGUAGAAAAACUUGAAAUCUCAAUCCUACAAGAAGUGUUGAACUUGUGAUUUUUAUUAUUUAGCUCAACUAAAUUAAGUUUAUUUAUGAUGGAUAAAAGAGACUGAAUGUAGUUUUGUAUUGUGUGUACCUUUCCUAAUAAAUAUUUGUAUUGAUA